CUCGUGACUUUACUGGGUGAAGUCAGCGCUGCAGGCUUUUGACGCUACAGCUUCCCUCGUCUCUCCGUCGGAAAAGGAGCUGCUGUUUUUCUCCCUCGAGCCCAAAUUGCUGGCGGAAUCUGCCCAGAAAAAUCACCCCGAUCCGCCACCUGAUUACGCUAUGAUCCGGUUUUUACUGCUGCAGAAUCGGCAGGGGAAGACGCGCCUGGCCAAGUACUAUGUCCCGCUCGAGGACUCGGAGAAGCACAAGGUCGAGUACGAGGUGCACCGGCUGGUGGUCAAUCGGGACCCCAAGUUCACCAACUUCGUCGAGUUUCGCACACACAAAGUUAUCUACAGGAGAUAUGCAGGGCUGUUUUUUUCAAUGUGUGUGGAUAUAACUGAUAACGAGUUGGCAUACUUGGAAUGCAUCCACUUGUUUGUUGAGAUAUUGGACCAUUUCUUCAGCAAUGUCUGCGAGCUAGAUUUGGUUUUUAACUUUCAAAAGGUUUACCUGAUACUAGAUGAGUUUAUUCUUGCUGGAGAGCUGCAAGAAACAAGCAAAAAGGCAAUAAUUGAGCGAAUGGGUGAACUGGAGAAGCUGGAAUGAGAAUGAACAAGAAGAGGCAGCCCGUACCUAAUUAUUAUAUUCCAUUUGUACAACUUUUGUAGCUGUUGUGUUUAUUUUCCUUGUUCUUCAUUGGGCAUUUCACCGGUUGACAGUUUGAGGAAGACCCAUUAUGACAUUUUCUUUGGAGGCUAAUGUGAGAUUGGUCGCCAAUUGCAAUGAA
Molecule: messenger RNA, 770 nt
Organism: Phragmites australis (common reed)
Lineage: Eukaryota; Viridiplantae; Streptophyta; Magnoliopsida; Poales; Poaceae
Product: AP-2 complex subunit sigma-like
Exons: 6
Coding region: 161-589 (142 amino acids)
Biological process (GO): clathrin-dependent endocytosis; protein transport
Cellular component (GO): AP-2 adaptor complex; intracellular membrane-bounded organelle
Molecular function (GO): clathrin-cargo adaptor activity
Source: RefSeq, a predicted model, not a curated record